GAUCGUCUGGUUGGACAGCGGGCAUCGGGUCACCAGGCAUCAGCAGCGGGCAUCGGGUCACCAGGCAUCAGGUUAUUUGGCUCGACAGCGGGCACCGUGUCAUCUGGCAAGGCAGUGGGCUCCGAGUCAACAGGCACGACAGUGGGCUCUGAGUCAAUUGGCACGACAGCGGGCACCGGGUCAUCAGGCAUUGGAUCGUCUGGCUCGACAGCGGGCAUCGGGUCACCAGGCAUCAGGUCAUUUGGCUCGCCAGCGGGCACCGCGUCAUCUGGCAAGGCAGUGGGCACCGAGUCACCAGGCAUGACAGCGGGCACCGGGUCAUCAGGUACCGGAUUGUCUGGCUCGCCAGCGGGC
This is a messenger RNA of Staurois parvus, 354 nucleotides long. NCBI's taxonomy places the organism in Eukaryota, Metazoa, Chordata, Amphibia, Anura, Ranidae. The record is from the annotation of a GenBank genome assembly.